Molecule: messenger RNA, 1724 nt
Organism: Gadus chalcogrammus (walleye pollock)
Lineage: Eukaryota; Metazoa; Chordata; Actinopteri; Gadiformes; Gadidae
Product: keratin, type I cytoskeletal 13-like
Exons: 8
Coding region: 108-1481 (457 amino acids)
Molecular function (GO): structural molecule activity
Source: RefSeq, a predicted model, not a curated record
CAACGCCAACUCUCUCUCUCUCCUCUACCCACCUCUCCGGUCAGAGCAGACAGAAGGGCACACAGCCUCCACCUGUAUCUCCACCUCCACCUCCUUUUUCUCUCAUCAUGAACCUCAGUCGAAUGUCCAUGUCGGGAGGAGCCUCGGGACGCAGCAUGUACGGCGGGGCGGGAGAUGUCCGCAUCUCGAGCGUAUCCCGUUCAUUCUCCUCCGGCGGUGGUGGCGGCGGCGGUAGCUCCUUUUCCUCAUAUGGAGGAGGUGGCGGAGGUGGCGGAGGCUUCGGCGGUGGCGGCGGUUUCGGAGGUGGCGGUGGCGGCGGGUUUGGCGGUGGCUAUGGCGGUGGCUACGGCGGUGGCGCCGGGUUCGGCGGUGGCGGUGGCGGUGGCGGUGGAGGUUUCGGCGGUGGGGACGAUAGCGUCAUGGGCAACGAGAAGGGCACCAUGCAGAACCUGAACGACCGCCUGGCCACCUACCUGAAGAAGGUGUCCGACCUGCAGCAGGCCAACUCUGAGCUGGAGCUGAAGAUCCACGGCUUCGUGGACAGCAAGUCCGGUCCCACCACCCGGGACUACAGUGCCUUCUUCGUCAUCAUCAAGGAACUGCAAGACAAGAUCUUGGAUGCCAUCAGCGCGAGAGCCACAGUCAUCCUUAGCCUUGACAACGCCAAGCUGGCCGCGGACGACUUCAGGGUCAAAUAUGAGAAUGAACUGGGAAUGCGUCAAUCGGUGGAGGCAGACAUCGCUGGUCUGAGGAUGCUGAUGAACGAGCUGGGCAUGGCCAAGACGGACCUCACUAUGCAGAUAGAGAGUCUGACGGAGGAGCUUGCCUACAUGAAGAAGAACCACGAGGAGGACCUCCUGUCAGCACGUGCCCAGAUGAGUGGGCAGGUGAACGUUGAGGUGAACGCCGCGCCCCAGGUCGACCUGACCGCCAUCCUGGACGAUCUCAGAGAGCAGUACGAGGCGUCGGCCGCGAAGAGCAGGAAGGAACUGGAGGCUUGGUUCCAGGCCAAGAGCGAAGCCAUCAAUGUGGAGGUAGCAGAAGCUGAAAUGACCGUGAAGACCACCAGCUCAGAGAUGAAGGACGUAAAGAGCAGUCUGCAGGCUCUGGAGAUUGAGCUCCAGUCACAGCUCAGCAUGAAAGCAUCUCUAGAAGCAUCUCUGGCAGACGUCCAGAACCGUUACGGCAUGCGACUGGCCGGCUACCAGAACCAGGUGACCAGCAUGGAAGAACAGCUGGUGCAGCUCAGAGGUGACCUGGAGCGCCAGGGGCAGGAGUACCAGAUGCUGCUGGAUAUCAAGAGCAGACUGGAGAUGGAGAUCGCCGAGUACAGGAGGCUUCUGGACGGAGAGGGCAGCAUUGGCAUGAGCAAAUCAUCGUCCUCGAUGUCCUCCUCCUCCGGGGGAAUGUCCUCCUCCUCCUCCUCCUCCACCACCAAGACGACCACCGUGGUGAAGAUCAUCGAGGAGGUGGUCGGAUAAACCGUUGGCCUCAGCAAUCGGAGAAGACUGGGAGUCACAUCUCGUCCAACAACACCCACCCCCCCCCACCCCCCCUUUCUCUAUCUACUCAUGGAUCUCUUUACUACUGUCUGUCAGAUUCAACAGAUUAUUACCUUGUGCUUCCUUCACACUGAAACACCUUCAAUUGGGGCAACAUGUCUACUACGUGAUAACCUCUGUCUGGUAGAUGGUUGGAAAAAAUAAAGCAAACUAUAAGCAAUU